AUGAAGGUCCUUGGUUCAAUUUCCAGUAUCCUCCCCCCAGUGGUUGAUAGGAAACCAGUGAAGGAGAUUUGAAAGUGGGGAGGUAGAAUAACUAAUAGUGUGCAAAGGCACAAAAUCAACUGGGUAAUGGUGAUGAGGCCUUCUUAGAUGAAGGGUUGCAUCGAUAAUGAAUUGAUUAGAUACAUUAUUACAUAUACUAUACAGGGGAAAUAGUUAUUAAAAUGAUGAAAUCAGUACUGAUAUUGAAAAAUUUAUACAGCAAAAAGUUAAGGUACAGGAUAUCAUAGUUAGUGUUAUAUCAUUUGUAUAUAAAAGAAGAUACAUGUAAUAUUUGGACUGAUAGUCAGGAAGCUGACAAUAAGGAUUGGCUCUGGGAGAAGCAGAGCCAGACUCUGUCUCAAAAUAAAUGAAAAAUAAAAGGGCUUGGGAGACCUAAAAAUCAGAUAAGGAGAAAGGUUUAAUUUUUACUAUAAAUCUUGUACACCACUUACCACUUUUAAAAAAUCAUAUACACUAUCUGACAUUUUCAAAAACAACUAGUAACAGAGAAGGGAUUAAUGAACAGUGUCAAAUACUGUAGACAUGCCAAAGAGAAUAUAAAGUGAGAUAAAGGAUAGUAGACUAGAUGAUUAAGGAGUUUUGGUAACUUUCAGAACAUAGCUUAAGGUGAGUCAUUGGGGGUACUGAGAGAGAAAACUGUACUGUAAGUGGUUGAAGAGCAUGCUUUGGGAAGACAGGAUUUAUCUUGAUAUAGUUGAAGUUUGAUGGAAUAAAUAUGUGGACUGAUCAGUUUGUGUGUGUGCAUAAAUAUGUGUAUAUUUAACAUAUGCUUAUAUACAUGUUUCUCCCUUUAGGAAAAGGCAAUAAUGGAUUUUAUCUGGGACUAGACAUUGGCAAAUAGGAUGUGACAGAAAGGGCUACUGUUGAGGAAUUUAGAGCACUAGCAAGAGCACAUAGAGGAUCAGUUAUUAAGAGAACGGUAAUGCAAUGACUACUAGCCCAGUCUCUUGGUCCUACCCGUGAAGAACUUGGGAACAUUUCUGCAGAGUGCUCCCAGGAUUGUUCGCUGUUUGCUCAAUUACUGUGUUUCUGCAGAAACAAAGGAGCGGACUGGUCAGUGAAGUGGGAAACUUCCUAAAAAUGAAACUGUGUCCUUUCAUCUUUAUAUCUCCUGGACAUGCCAUAAUCCUGGAAUGCAGCAGGAUCAGUAAUGGCUUGGAUGCUGUCUGAAGGGUAUCUCAGUGGACUUGCCUACUGGAAUGACAUCCAUUGGAAUUGUGCAACUUAUAAUGAGCAGGUGAGUGAAGAAAAGGAAGAGGAGACAAGUUCCGUUGCUGCCCUUUCCUAUUCGACUGUGGAUGAAACACAAGUCAGAAGUCUUUAUGUGAGCUGCAAAUCUUCUGACAAGUUUAUUUCUUCAGUGCAUUCAAGAGAGAGCCAAUGUAGCAUAAGUCAGAGAGUCAGAGUGGUGCAGACAAACCCCAAUCCUGUGUUUGAAAGACCAAACUUGGCUGCAGUUGAAAUAUGUAGGGACCCUAGUAGAGAAACCUAUUUAGUUCCACCUUCCUGCAAAAGUAUUUGCAAGAAUUAUAAUGACUUACAAAUUGCAGGGGGCCAGGUGAUGGCCAUUAACUCAGUGACAACAGAUUUUCCCUCUGAGAGCAGUUUUGAAUACGGUCCUUUGCUGAAGUCAUCUGAGAUCCCUUUGCCCAUGGAGGAUUCCCUUUCCACUCAGCCCAGUGACUUCCCCCAAAAGCCUAUUCAGCGGUACUCAUCCUACUGGAGAAUCACCAGCAUCAAAGAGAAAAGCAGCCUGCAAAUGCAGAAGCCUAUUUCAAAUGCAGUGCUGAAUGAGUACCUGGAGCAGAAGGUGGUGGAGUUAUAUAAACAGUACAUUAUGGACACCAUGUUUCACGAUAGUUCUCCUACCCAGAUCCUGGCAUCUGAACUCAUCAUGACAAACGUGGACCAAAUCAGUCUUCAAGUGUCCAGAGAGAAGAACCUGGAGACUUCAAAAGCCAGGGAUAUAGUCAUUGGCCGCCUAUUACAGUUAGUGUCCACUGAGAUCAGCACUCCUAGUCUCCAUAUUUCUCAGUACAGCAAUGUGAAUCCAUAGAGAGGAUUCAUGGAUCCAUACUUCUGUUCCUCUCAAUUACUCAAAUCCAAAGCAGGAGGGGGUUGUGAAAGGGAGUCACAAGCUAGAGAAGCAAAGGUUGGUCAGAAAUCAGGUGUGAAUGAAAGUGAAAUCUUCGAAUAUUACCCAUGAUGAAGGAAUAUGGGAAAAGGAGCCAUAAGGAAUGAUUUCAAAGAGAAAUUUGUACAACAAUAAAACAGAAAUAAAAAUGGUCAGAUAAGAAAAAGGAAUAGAGAAAUUGGAAAAAAAGACAAGCGAAAUAAAAACAAACACUAUGGCAAAUUUAAAACCCAAAACGUUUCAGAAUGGAAUUAAAAAUAUACAUUUGUUACCAAGUAAAUUCCUUUGAAUUGUUUCUUGUUGGGGAAAAUGGACUGCAGAAUGCUUCUAUAUUUGGGUGGAAAGACAAGUUCAAACACUUUUUAAAGUAUAUGUUUGUAUCUCUUUUCUCUAUUCUGUAUCAGUAGUUCA
Messenger RNA from Heterocephalus glaber (naked mole-rat), 2605 nucleotides. RefSeq names its product TLR adaptor interacting with endolysosomal SLC15A4 (gene Tasl). The record is from RefSeq and is a predicted model, not a curated record. Gene Ontology annotation, biological process: regulation of toll-like receptor signaling pathway. Lineage: Eukaryota; Metazoa; Chordata; Mammalia; Rodentia; Bathyergidae.